Messenger RNA from Brassica napus (rape), 589 nucleotides. Its product is annotated as 50S ribosomal protein 6, chloroplastic. The record is from RefSeq and is a predicted model, not a curated record. The coding region runs from base 148 to 480 and encodes 110 amino acids. Lineage: Eukaryota; Viridiplantae; Streptophyta; Magnoliopsida; Brassicales; Brassicaceae. Gene Ontology annotation, molecular function: rRNA binding; structural constituent of ribosome. Gene Ontology annotation, biological process: translation. The transcript has a single exon. Gene Ontology annotation, cellular component: chloroplast; ribosome.
CUUGUGACCAUAUAUCCUCCACUAAAUACACACAUUUAUGUAUAAAAGGGCCCAAUAAACAUUUAAAAAGCCCAUCAAGAUAAAACGAAAACUUGGACAAGAUAUGAUGUCUCUAACUCUAAGCAGAAAAGAUAAGACGAAGCAACAAUGUCUGUGUCUGCUAUCUUUGGCACCGGAAUCGCCACCGUCGCUGCUUCUCCGGCUAUCCGCCAGUUUCAAAUUCCGAAAUUGGGCAACGGAGGAGGACUGGGAAUGGUGAUAGAGUGUUCGUCGAGGCCGCAGAAGAAAUCUACUGCGCACCACAGGAAGACGAGGCCGAAGAAGACGCAGCCUUGGGACAUUAAGAGAAAGCCCACAGUGUAUGCUCCUCUUCCUCCUCUCCCUCCGGAUUGGACUCCGCUCGCUUUUUCUUCCGACGACGGUGGUGCCACCGCCGUCGCUUCUCCCGCCGGAGAUUUGGCCUCAGGCGCCGCCGCAUAGUUGCGAGUUAUCUGCUGGUCUGGUUAUUAUUUUAGCUUGAGAGCUCUUGUUGGUGUUCUGUUUUCUGCUGUCUACCUUUAUUAAAGCUUCCUCUGUUUUUGGUUUUAAA